AAUAUACUUCAUAUAAGGAAUUUGACAAAAGAUAAAAGAGAGAUAUGGAGAAGAAUGAGAAGAGCAUUGUAUGUGUAACUGGUGGAACAGGUUAUGUAACAUCUUGGUUGAUAAUGAGGUUCCUACAAUCUGGUUAUUCUGUUAAUACCACCAUUAAUAAUAACUUGGAUCCAGGAGCAAGUUUCUUGGAGAAAUUACCAAAUGCAUCCAAUAAACUCAAAAUUUUCAGGACAAAUCCUGAAAAGCCCGAAAGCUUUCAACCAGCUAUUGAAGGGUGCAAUGGAGUCAUAAUUGGUCAUUCUGUUGAUUUUGAGGAUAAAAACGAUGAGGAGACGAAGAUUCAAAGAGCUAUUACUGGGAUUAUAGGCAUUUUAAAGGCAUGUUCGGAUUCGGAAACAAUUAAACGAGUUAUAUACACUUCUAGUGAUGCUACAGUUGGUUACGUUACUGAGGGUCAAGAUGUAGUAGACGAAAGUUCGUGGAGUGAUACAGAUUUUAUCAAAAAGUUGAAUCCUUUAGGAGCUGUUUACUCAAUAAGUAAAACAUUAAUAGAAAAAGAAGUUCUAAAUUUUGGAGAGAAAAAUGGAGUCCAUGUUAUGUGUUUGAAUCAUGCUUGGGUUCUUGGCCCUUUUGUUACUCCUCAAUGCCCUGAAGUUGUUCGUUACUCCUUGGCUAUGAUUCUAGGUAAUUGGAUCACCAUAGAGUAUGAUUCUGGAGUUAUCGCAUUGGUGCACAUAGAUGAUGUGGCUAGAGCUCACAUUUUUCUUUUGGAAUGUCCAAAUGUUAAAGGGAGGUACAUUUGUUCAAGUGCAGAUAUAAGUCCAGAUGAAUUGUCUCAAUUUUUAAGAGCUAGAUAUCCUCAAUACCAAAUCCCAACUAUUGAUUGUUUGAAGGUGACAAAAGAGUUCAAAUUCCCUCGGCCUAGUUCGAAGAAACUCGUGGACAGUGGAUUCAAAUUCAAAUACAAUCUUGAUGAUAUGUAUGAUGGAGCCAUUGCUAGUUGCAAGCAAGUUGGUUCUCUCUAAAAAUAUUACUUGGGGAUGAUGACGUGACAUCAAUGAGAUAUAGCACAAAUAAAUAAUGUACUUUUAAUCAUAUUUUCUUAAAAUCUGAGUUAAUUCCUCAAAUGGUCAUUGAAAUUGUAACAAAAUUCCACUAAAGUAACUUAUGAUUUUUUUGAACAAAAUCCCACUAAAAUGAAUUUUGCUAUUUUAGUGGGAUUUUGCUACAACUUCAAUGACCAUUGGAGAAAUUAACUCCUUAAAAUCUUCUUGUUUGAUGAAUCAUCUUUAGGAAUAAAAGUGGCGUCUGGACAUUCCUUUUUUUUUUUUUUUUUGGUUUUUUUUUUUUUCCCCCUCCCAUUAGGAGGAUUUAUAGUGUUUCCACACUUCCCCUCGAGUCUGGACAUUCCUUGUUGCUCCAAAUUUCCCCUAAUUAAUACCUAGAAUGUUGUCUGGACCAAGAGUCAUAAUUAGUUGAUAUUUCCCAUUGAUUAUUUCUUCCUCAUUGUUGACAUCAGCAAGACCUAGUCAGAUAUUGUCUGUUAGUUGAUAGUGAGAAGACUUUUUAUAGUAAAUGCAUACCUACAACAUGGCGCUUCUAAUAAAAAAAUGAAAAGUGCUCUUUUGAUUGUCAUAA
Lycium barbarum (goji berry) is the source of this 1638-nucleotide messenger RNA. Its product is annotated as vestitone reductase-like. The transcript has 4 exons. NCBI's taxonomy places the organism in Eukaryota, Viridiplantae, Streptophyta, Magnoliopsida, Solanales, Solanaceae. Gene Ontology annotation, molecular function: oxidoreductase activity, acting on the CH-OH group of donors, NAD or NADP as acceptor. Bases 45 to 1025 code for a protein of 326 amino acids. The record is from RefSeq and is a predicted model, not a curated record.